This is a messenger RNA of Histoplasma mississippiense, 1698 nucleotides long. RefSeq lists its product with no specific name. The record is from RefSeq and is a predicted model, not a curated record. NCBI's taxonomy places the organism in Eukaryota, Fungi, Ascomycota, Eurotiomycetes, Onygenales, Ajellomycetaceae. The transcript is spliced from 4 exons. Bases 1 to 1698 code for a protein of 565 amino acids.
AUGGCUACAUGUGUUGGCGGCAAUCUGAAUGUCAGUGGGGGUGGAAUGGACGUCCAUUCCAUUCAGGGCCGUAGUGGAUAUGAAAUACAACAUAUCCAAAUCAAAAGCGAUAAUUCCGCCGGGAAGGGGUUACAUUGUGGUGUCAAAGUCAAUGAGUUGAGACCCAGCAUCGACAUGGAACAUCAAUUAUUUAUCCACUGUGAAUCAUACCUCAUUAUCAUAUGCCGCCGGUGCAAGCACGCUGUGUGGCCAACAGAGAUUGAACGGCAUCUGAAAGGCAAGGCCCAUCAGCUAAAGCAUGCGGUGGUUCAGCAGAUAAAGGAGAACAUUGAACAGUGGGACAAUGUGGCUCGAGAUACUACACAGUUAACACUGCCCACAAUACUGAAUGAACCAAUCCCGGAACUACCCAUUCAAGAUGGCUACAGGUGCCAGCGGGAUCCCCAGUGCCAGUAUGUGGCAGGGAACAUGAACACCAUGCGCAAGCACUGGCAGAACAAGCACAGCUGGUCGCCAUAUCCCAGCCGUGGCCGUACAGCGCCACAAAAGCGUACGGCAGCACAGGAUGAGGUGGACAGAUCAUGCCAGAAGGUGCAGUUCCAGCAGAUAUUUGCAUCGCGCAAGGGCUCCCACUACAUACAGAUCCAGACUAAGGAGACUACUGAGCAUACCGGCACGCCAGACCAGAACAGAGCCAGCCAGGCCAUUGAUGAGCUGGAGCGGUUUUACCAGGAACAGCAACGGCAGACCAGCAAUGUCAUCCAGGCCGGGGAGCACGAUGAAGCCAACCCAUGGCUGCGGCGGACCAGAUGGCCGGUGUACUUGACCAACAUCGCACCCAAUGAUCUGGUCAACUGCGUCCAGCGGCCCGAGGAUGACACCACGUGCCCAGAUGAACUGGCCGCGAGGGCUAUCUGGGAGGCCAUGGGUCAGGUUGCCCGUACCAGCCAGCGAGUCAUCACACGGCUGGGCCACUUCGUCCGCAUCGAGGCCAUCCGCACAGAGCGACACCAGACCCGGCACACCCCGUUGCAGGCGUACAUGGACGAGGAGAGCAUCGCCGAGCACGUGAGGCCAUGGCAGCAGAUGUUGAUGUUUUUCGCCCGAACGCAGGUCGAGCAUGAAUGGACGAGCCCACAGUACCGGUUCACACCACGGCAGCGCAAGACAUGGAGGGUAUUAUGGCAGGUAGCCACCACAGAGGGAGCCGACCAGCGACACCCCAUCAGCCCAGACCCCAUGGAUGAGCAGAUGACUGAGGAAGAAGAAGAGGAGGAGGAGAAGGGACAGAGAGAUACUCAGCCAGAAGAAGAAGAUAAGUUCAAAUUAACCAAGAUGCAGAUGGCAUGUUUGGAUUUUUGCAUUGAGCUGCUGAACCAGCGGGUUCAGGUGGAGGAUUAUGAGUGCGCGCUGGUAGACGCGUUGGCGGUGCUGGGACGGGGGGAGUAUGGAUGGUGCGACGCGGAGAGCUACUCACCAAUGUUGUCACGGAUCAUCAAGGUGGCACGGUUCAUGGUGGUGCACAAGGCGCUGCGACUGGACGCCAAUGCAUCCGACAUUCUAUCCAACAGGUGGGGGUGGAAUGGACGUCCAUUCCAUUCAGGGUUAGAAAACCGACCAAUCAGAGCAGGGCAGAUUGGACGUACAUUCCAUUUGGUUUCAGACGUUGAACGUCUAAUCAACCACGGAGUCAAUUGA